Molecule: messenger RNA, 1366 nt
Organism: Phytophthora nicotianae INRA-310
Lineage: Eukaryota; Oomycota; Peronosporomycetes; Peronosporales; Peronosporaceae
Exons: 3
Source: RefSeq, a predicted model, not a curated record
AGAUGCAGGUAGAUCCAGACGAGACGAACGCGCUGCUGCUGCUCGUGAGCGGUGACGGCAUCCCGUUGCUGGUUCGCUCUUACGGAGAGGUAUGUACACCACCAAGCGCUGCGGUGGGUGUUACAAGCGCGCUAUACCAUGCUGCGAGGCGCGAAAACGACGGAUCUGUCGACCUGCAGCUGCUGGCACUGGAGACCAUGCACCGCUCCAUCGUCUACGAGAUGACGCCAAUCGACUUGUUGAUGGUGUUCGCAUCCGACAAACCUUGUGGUGGCUGUCCAUCGAACGAUGCUAUGAUUAGGCAAAUGUUGCGCACAGUGUUUGAUGCCGUGGUGCUUCUCCUUGGAGAACGCAAUUUGCGCGACUGGGACGCGUCCAAGCUGCGUGCAGCCAUCGCAAAGCAAGUCGAAGUGGUAGAUACUAUUAUCACUACGUUUCACAUAGACCCACGCUUUGUUUUAGGCCGGCCUGUGCGUGAUAUCGUGGCGUAUCGACAGCUGGAUGGCAUUGAUGUUGGCAAGAGUGGCAGCUUGGUGCAAGGCGCGUGGCUCGAGAACGGAGAGCUCGUGGGCGAAUAUUUCCAGCCAAAUGGACCCAAAAUACUUGAAGCGGAAGAGCUGCUGCUUCUGACGGUACUAGGGGAGUGCGUGGGUCGGAGAGAGUGCAACUACACGCACUACAUCGGCUGCGUCCACCUCGCACGGACACAAAUAGCCACCAAGGUGGUCAUUCGAAGCAGCUCGAAGGGCCCUUUGAUCACCUUCAUUGGAAUUUUUGGUAGCCAAGCGGAGGAUGACAAAACGCUGAAGGAAAUGGCGGAUAAACUGCUGUUGUGUCGAGCAAAAGCACGCGUAAGAGAGAUCGGCAGUCCGCUGAAAAACGUACCCACCACCUUGAUCUGGUUCGUAGCUGUCAACUAAUCUUUAUCAUCGUUGUGCACUAACCUGUUCAAGGUAUAGCUCCUACGCUUCUCGUCUCGGAGACUCACCUUCUCCGUCUUGUAGAACACUAGCAUAUCUCAAUCCGGCAUGGGAGGGUGUACUUAAAGCCGAUACUAGCCUGGAAUUGACCAUGGACACCAAGCAGAUAUCAAGAAACUUCUGGUGGCGAGAACUCUGUCGAUUUGCCGCCCAUAGACAGCACGCAACUUCUUCAAACUACAAGCAAGAAGACGAGGCCCUUACGUUCUUGCAGCACGUGCGUGGCCCCAUCCAGUUCGUGUCACUGUGUAUUGGACCAGUUCCAGUAGCAAAGAUCGUGGCGCUUGGAGACGCUCUAGCUGAAGCCAUGCUCAAUAUUCAAUGAAAGAACUGAUAGUGCAUUUUGAUAUUAAGGAGGAGGCUGCCAUUGGCUUCACAAAGCUCAC